This is a messenger RNA of Apis mellifera (honey bee), 1699 nucleotides long. RefSeq names its product odorant receptor 22. Bases 340 to 1578 code for a protein of 412 amino acids. Gene Ontology annotation, biological process: sensory perception of smell; detection of chemical stimulus involved in sensory perception of smell. The transcript is spliced from 5 exons. Gene Ontology annotation, cellular component: plasma membrane. NCBI's taxonomy places the organism in Eukaryota, Metazoa, Arthropoda, Insecta, Hymenoptera, Apidae. Gene Ontology annotation, molecular function: odorant binding; olfactory receptor activity. The record is from RefSeq and is a predicted model, not a curated record.
AAUAUUACUUCUUUUUAAUAAGAAAGAAAUAUUGUAUAAAUAAUAAAAUAUUAUGCAGAUACUAGUAAUGAUAAAUUUUCGAAUCACUAUCAGUAACAUUAUUUCACUCAGUCAAUCAAUCGAUGGUUUCACCGUCAUUCUCCAUGUCUCGAAUUCAUAAUACAUAGAUGAGAAAAAGUUUAAGCGGGGAAAAAUUUCAAUCGGAACUAUCGGAAAGCAAAGAAACUUUUGUUCCCCUUUACUGAAGGGAAUCGAAAAAUCGGCGCAAGCGCCGCAUUCUUUUUCUCAGAACCUCGGAUCAGAGCUGGUUAGUUUGAAAGAGACGUUCAAACUCUAACGAUGGAAAAAUCAAAAAUCAACAGCAUAUCGUGCAUACAAACAAAUCACGACUAUAAGAGAAACGUGAACCUGAGCAUUCAAUGGAGUCGUUGGAUUUUAAAACCGAUCGGUCUCUGGCCCAAUUCCUCCACCAUUUCAACGACAGGAAAAUAUCUUUAUCGAUUAAUAAAUGUAAUCUGCUACAGUCUAAUAAGUUUCCUCUCGAUACCAUGCAGUUUGUACGUGAUCCUCGAAGUGGAAGAUAUCUACAACAGAAUAAAACUAUUUGGUCCAUUGAGCUUCUGCGUGAUGGCAUUUCUAAAAUACCACUUGUUAAUCCUACAUAAAGAUAAUAUCAGCGAAUGUAUCAAACGUAUCGAAUGGGAUUGGAAGAAUAUCACGUAUUCCAAAGAUAUAGAAAUCAUGAUAACGAAUGCAAAUUUUGGAAGAAGGCUGGUCAUUAUUUGCACGUUUUUCAUGUACAGUGGUUUCGCCUUUUACUAUAUUGCCGUGCCAAUAAGCGUUGGAAAAAUUCUUGCGGAGGAUGACAAUAUUACCUUCAUUCCCUUGGUGUUUCCAUUCUCGAGAUUUAUCAUCGAUACUCGCUACAGUUUCAUAAAUGAGAUCGUAUUUUCUAUUCAAUUAAUCGCCGGUGCUUUGAUGCAUACGAUAACGACUGCAGCCUGUAGCUUGGCUGCUAUAUUCGCGGUGCAUGCUUGCGGCCAGAUGCAAGUGUUGUCGAACUGGCUGAAACAUUUAAUAAACGGUCGGUCAGAUAUGUAUAACAAUGUGGAUAGCAGAAUCGCAAGUAUCGUGAGUCAACAUGUUCGAAUAUUGAAAUUUUUAGCGCUUACAGAGAAAGCACUUCAACAAGUGUCAUUCGUGGAGUUUUUAGGUUGCAUGUUAAACAUAUGUCUGCUUGGAUAUUACGUUAUUACGGAAUGGAGUUCGAGUCAUUUAACCAGUGCAAUAACAUUUUUCAUACUGUUAAUAUCUCUUACGUUUAACAUUUUCAUAUUUUGUUACAUAGGCGAGUUGGUAGCUGAACAGUGCAAGAAAAUUGGAGAAAUUUCAUAUAUGGUUGAUUGGUAUCGAUUAGAGGGAAACAAAAAGCUUUGUUUCGUUUUGAUAAUUGCAAUGUCUAAUUCAUCGAUUAAAUUGACUGCUGGAAAUAUGGUUGAGUUGUGUUUGACCACUUUUAGCGAUAUUGUUAAAACAGCCGUUGCAUUUUUGAACGUAUUACGAACAUUAACAAUUUAAAGAUUUCUUUUAAUAUGGUGAACUGUUUGAUGAUAAAAGUUGCAAUUUUCAUAUCGAAUAAUAGAAAGAGUGUAGAUAUACGGAUAUACGUUUCUUUUAUAGAAAUAUGUUGUAUCAUAGA